This is a messenger RNA of Marchantia polymorpha subsp. ruderalis, 993 nucleotides long. NCBI's taxonomy places the organism in Eukaryota, Viridiplantae, Streptophyta, Marchantiopsida, Marchantiales, Marchantiaceae. The record is from the annotation of a GenBank genome assembly.
UUCUUAUAGACAAAAGGAGAUGAUGAUGAAUCUGGAAUUUGAAGCUUCAGCAGAUCAUAAUUGCAUCAUGAAUUUUUGGAGAAGGACCUACAAAAGUAUAAGACAGAUCAAAUUUUUCCAGUGACUUUCUCGACAUAUUGCUAAAUCAGUGGGGCUUUCUCCAGACCAAAUUGAUAUUAUUUCAGAACUGGGAAUCUUCAAGAGGGAAGCAGAAGAAGUUGACUUGAGAAAACAGUACUGCUGUAUAUGCGAAAACUCUCUGUCCCCGCGGUAGAGCGUUUACUCCUCUCUCUCGGUUCUUGAAUCAGGCAGAGAUUGAUUGAUGGAUUGGUUGAUCGAGAAGGAUGGAUUGAUGGUGAUACUGAGAACAUCUGGGAACUUCAAGGUUUCGGUUUAAUGCCGAUGCCGGGACACCAGCGGCGGCUAGAGAUGAGAAGGAUAUGGGAAUGGAGAAGGCCCAGGAGUCCUGAACGGGAAUUGACCGUCGAGUCUAAAGCGAAAGUGCGACGAAGAGUAGGAUCGCGCCAAGCGAAAGGUCUUAUAACGAUUUUCAAUAACAAGCACGACGAGAUAUCUCUCCAGUGUUCAUCAAUGAUCAGCCUCAGUCGUCCAUGCGUGUGUCAAGUGGCAGUACUCCAGCGCGUUAAUAUGGGUCGUGAUCGCUACCUGACUUGCCUUCUUAUAUGCGCCCGCUAUUUAGCUGCGGGCAAAACUCGACUGCCUAUAUUAUGGUUACUGCUCUCAGAUCUGUUAUGACGAAAGUGCUGAUGUUCGUUUGAUCCGCGAAGAAAUAUUGGUAAUAAUUAUGCAGGAUUAUCGGCAGUCUUUUCUCAGGUUAUUUCAUUGUGCGUAAGACUUCGGUUGUAGUACAAAAUUGUGUCAAUUAUUUCUUACAGGUAUAAAAAAUAUAAUAUAUUUCUCAAAAUUUACUAGUGUGUAACUAUCAAAUUCGUUCAUUACGAAGCUUCUUGCACUAAUACAUUUCAAGAUUCA